AUGUCAAAGCUAGGUGCAUUCGAUGCAUUCCCAAAAACUGAAGAAGAGCAUGUUAAAAAAUCUACUCGUGGUGGUUUAAGUUCCAUACUUACAUACUUAUUUCUAUUAUUCAUGAUCUAUAAUGAAGUUGGUAGAUAUUUCGGUGGAUUCAUUGAACAACAGUAUAUUGUAGAUAUUGAGAUACAAGAAAGGGCACAAAUUAACUUUGAUAUAUUCCUCAAUACUACUUGCGAUUUAAUUGAUGUUCGAAUAGUAGACUUGACUAGUGAUAACAUGAAGAGAAGCGUUUCUGAUGAGAUUAGUUUUGAAGAUUUGACAUUUUAUAUUCCAUAUGGUACAAGAAUAAAUAUUUUAAAUGGAAUCUAUACAACUGAGUUUGAUGAAGUUUUAACUCAAGCGAUUCCGUAUGAAUUUGGUAUGAGAAUAGACGAAAGACCUCCUGAAGAUGAUAUGCCAAACAUAAAUGCAUGUCAUUUAUUCGGCUCCGUAGAUGUUAAUAGAUUACCAGGUAUUCUCGAAAUAUCGACAAAUAGUACUGGAAAUAUCAAUGACAAUGGUAAGAGUUUCGCUCAUGUAAUAAAUGAGUUAUCAUUUGGAGAAUUUUUCCCAUUCAUUGAUAAUCCAUUAGAUAAUACAGCCAAAGUGUUACCAGAUCAGCCGUUGACUACAUAUUCAUAUUAUUUGACUGUCAUUCCUACUAUAUAUGAGAAAUUGGGUAAAAGGGUCAAUACAAACCAAUAUUCUCUGAAUGAAUUUAUUUUCAAGCAUAUUUACAAUGUAAAAUCUCAAACACAAUACGAUGAAGCAAUACGUAUCCAUUAUGAUUUUGAUGCGCUCUCCAUUUUUAUGCAUGAUACUCGAUUAGAUUUUAUACAAUUCCUCGUACGAUUGGUUGCCAUUUUAUCGUUUGUUGUAUACAUUGCAUCAUGGGUAUUUAGAUUUAUAGACAAAGCAUUGAUAUUAUUGUUAGGUCCAAGAUGGUCACUAAUGUAUGAACCGGUUAGUCAACGUGGGCUAUUAGAUUAA
Naumovozyma dairenensis CBS 421 is the source of this 1026-nucleotide messenger RNA. RefSeq lists its product as uncharacterized. The transcript has a single exon. Gene Ontology annotation, cellular component: Golgi membrane; COPII-coated ER to Golgi transport vesicle; endoplasmic reticulum. Bases 1 to 1026 code for a protein of 341 amino acids. The record is from RefSeq and is a predicted model, not a curated record. Lineage: Eukaryota; Fungi; Ascomycota; Saccharomycetes; Saccharomycetales; Saccharomycetaceae. Gene Ontology annotation, biological process: endoplasmic reticulum to Golgi vesicle-mediated transport; retrograde vesicle-mediated transport, Golgi to endoplasmic reticulum.